Molecule: messenger RNA, 3114 nt
Organism: Macrosiphum euphorbiae (potato aphid)
Lineage: Eukaryota; Metazoa; Arthropoda; Insecta; Hemiptera; Aphididae
Source: the annotation of a GenBank genome assembly
AUGCCGCCUAAGAAGUCGAAGAAAACAAACAAACACAAUCAGGAUUGGGCCGGCGACGACGACGAUGCCGUUGUGGAUAUAUUGGCUGCCGCCAAAGUGAAUGAUGAUAUAACACCUGAAGAACCUGUGCAACCUAACCGUGGAAAUAAGACUUCUAAAAAAAACAAGAAAAAGAACAAAAAUCAAGAUUGGGAAGAUGAAGCUGAAGAUUUGGUAGAUAUUGUAGCCGCUUCAGCAGUAAAUGAUGAUGCAACUGUCAAUGAGGUGUCACAACCUAACCGUGGAAAUAAAGUUUCUAAAAAAAACAAAAAGAAAAAUAAAAAUCAAGAUUGGGAUGACGAAUCAGAAGAUGUAGUUGAUCUAUUGGCGGACACAAAAUUAAAUGACAAUGAUGACGAUGUCGAAGAUAUCCCACAGCCAGUUCGUGGAAAUAAGAUCUCUAAAAAGAAUAAGAAAAAGAAUAAAAAUCAAGAACAAGAUUUGGAAGAAGAUUCAGCAGUUGAUGAUGACGAUGUUGAUGUUGAUAAUGUUGAUGAAGAAAUGCACGCUUAUCUGAAUGAUAUGGUUGAAAUAUCAUCGACUGAAGAAGUCCCUGAUGAGGAACUGACUACAAUUCCGAAAGGAAAAAUUUCAAAAAAAAACAAACGGAAAAAGAAAGAUUUUGAUUUGGAGGAAGACGAUGACAGCACACUGGUUCAAGACUAUCUAGUCAAAAUUAGUGACGACAAUAAACCAUCGGAGAGCAUUGUAGAACCAGUCGUCAAAGCCAACGAUGAACCAACAGUAGUAGAAAACACUGACGAGCAAGUUGAAAAGGUCACUGGUGACAAUAAAGACGACAAAGCACCGGCGACUAUACCAAAUCAAGAAGUAGGCAACGAAGACGGCGGUGAUAUAGAUGAUGAACUGGAAGCUGCUAAGCUUGCAGGAAAAAAAAAGAAAUCGAAAAAAAACAAAAAGAAGAAAAUGGAUGACGAGGACAUCCUUAUGAGGACCCCGACAGCUGAAGUGGUGAUGGGUGAUGAUGUAAUGAGUAAUGAAAAAGAAAUUGAUUUGGAAGCAAAAAAAUAUGUUAUCGACGAGGAAUUGCAAGUUGAACCGUGUGCCGACGUUAUAGCUGACGUAAUAGCUGACGAUAUGACGACAUCCAUUACCACUGAAGGCAAAAACAGCGAUAAUACAGACAAACUCGUGGACGAAGCUGCACAGGAUAUAGUAAAAGAGCCCAAAAAAAAGUCGAAAUCUAAGGAGCUCCCAAACAAAUCUGAUAAAAUGUCCCAUAAAGAGAAGAAAAAAAUGAAAAAAGAGACGGAAUAUCAGAAACAAAUGGAUUUAAUGACAAAGAAAGGGGGUCAGGGUCAUAGUGAGUUGGGCGCAAACUUCUCGGUGUCACAGAUUCAAAAGACGGCAGGUCAGCUAGCAGCCAUGGAGCACGCUGUCGACAUCAAAAUCGAUAGCUUUAGCAUCGCGGCCAAGGGCCAGGACCUGUUUGUCAACGCUAGUCUGCUGAUUGCCCACGGCCGGCGGUACGGUCUAGUCGGACCAAAUGGUCACGGAAAAACAACACUACUCAGACACAUUGCCGAACGCCUGUUCGACGUGCCACCGGGUAUUGAUAUCCUAUACUGCGAACAGGAGGUAGUGGCUGAUGAAACAACGGCGGUUCGGGCCGUACUUAGAGCGGACACUCGGUGUACGGAGUUGCUAGCUGAGUGUAAAAAACUCGAGGAAGCUCAAGAAAAAGGCACGGGCGAAGACGUAACGGAAAGACUAAACGAAGUAUACGACGAGCUCAAGGUGCUCGGGGCCGACUCGGCUGAACCCCGAGCUCGGCGCAUACUUGCUGGUCUUGGUUUCUCCGCUGCGAUGCAGGACCGGGCCACCAAAGACUUCUCGGGAGGCUGGCGGAUGCGCGUGUCCCUUGCCCGGGCUCUGUUUCUGGAACCUACGUUGUUAUUACUCGACGAACCGACUAAUCAUUUAGACUUGAACGCUGUCAUCUGGCUGGACAAUUAUUUACAGGGAUGGAAAAAAACUCUAUUAGUCGUAUCUCACGACCAGAGCUUUUUAGACAACGUGUGUAACGAGAUCAUUCACUUGGACCAGAAGCGAUUGUUCUAUUACAAAGGUAAUUACAGUAUGUUCAAGAAAAUGUACUCACAGAAAAAAAAGGAGACCAUCAAGGAAUACGAGAAACAGGAGAAACGGCUGAAGGAAAUGAAACAACAAGGUCAAUCCAAGAAGCAAGCCGAGAAAAAACAAAAAGAAGUAUUGACCCGUAAACAGGAAAAGAACAAGGGCAAACCGGGUAAAGGUGCUGGCAUUGACGAUGAUGACAACGCUGAACCCACCCAGCUAUUACAAAAGCCCAGAGACUACAACGUCAAGUUUUCGUUCCCCGAUCCCAGUCCAUUACAGCCGCCUAUACUGGGUCUACACAGUACGAGUUUCGCAUAUCCCACUCAGAAGCCGUUGUUUAAGAAUGUUGAUUUUGGCGUUGACCUCAACUCCCGGGUAGCUAUUGUCGGGCCCAAUGGUGUAGGCAAGUCGACGUUCCUUAAGCUGUUGACUGGUGAUUUGCAGCCCAGCAUCGGUGAAAUGCGAAAGAACCAUCGGAUGAAACUUGGAAAGUUCGACCAGCAUUCCGGUGAACAUUUGACUGCCGAAGAGACGCCCGCCGAAUAUUUGAUGCGGUUAUUCGACUUGCCGUAUGAAAAAGCGCGCAAGCAGCUGGGUACUUUUGGGCUGGCAGGCCACGCUCAUACGAUCCGCAUGAAGGACCUGUCUGGUGGACAAAAGGCCCGUGUUGCCCUGGCUGAACUCUGUCUGAAUGCGCCUGACGUCAUUAUACUGGAUGAGCCUACAAACAACUUGGAUAUUGAAUCCAUUGACGCUCUAGCAGAAGCGAUAAACGAUUACAAAGGAGGUGUCAUAAUUGUAUCUCACGACGAACGACUGAUCCGUGAUACUGAAUGUACACUAUGGGUUAUCGAGGACCAGACAAUCAACGAAGUUGAUGGCGACUUUGAUGACUACCGAAAAGAGCUAUUGGAGUGUUUGGGGGAGGUGAUCAACAGUCCAAGUAUCGCAGCCAACGCAGCCGUCGAACAAUAA